Xenopus laevis (African clawed frog) is the source of this 4704-nucleotide messenger RNA. It is a transcript of the gene washc2c.L, whose product is annotated as WASH complex subunit 2A L homeolog. Gene Ontology annotation, biological process: protein localization to endosome; retrograde transport, endosome to Golgi. The record is from RefSeq and is a predicted model, not a curated record. Gene Ontology annotation, cellular component: cytosol; plasma membrane; WASH complex. Gene Ontology annotation, molecular function: phosphatidylinositol phosphate binding; retromer complex binding. The transcript has 30 exons. NCBI's taxonomy places the organism in Eukaryota, Metazoa, Chordata, Amphibia, Anura, Pipidae. Bases 364 to 4320 code for a protein of 1318 amino acids.
GGAACUAGGAAAUGGGGGCACGACUCCUCGUUCCAUCUCUAGCAGAACUACAAACUCCUCCAUUUAUAGUAAAACGUUGAAACAGUUCAGCAAAUGCUAAAAGAUCGAUAGAGGAAUUCCACUGGCCUAGCCGCGUCGAAGUUACGAACUCGCGUUCUCAUUGGUCACAUGCUUUGACAGAAUGGGUCAAGUGACAUUAGUCACCUGAUGUUUUCUUAAACAUGGCGUCUUCCAAAGCCUAAAGCCAAGUACUGGGUUCCGCGAUGCGCUGGCUGCUGUAACCCAAUACUGACGUCACCGUUUGCUCCGCUGCUCCUCUGUGAUUCUGUAUAACCGGAAAAGUCGCGUUUCUACGACUCAGCAAUGAACGGGCCGGCGAAUUGUUCGGCAGAAACGCCAGUGUGGGAGAGACCCUGGGGCCUGGAAGAGAUCAGGCGGAGCAGCCAGAACUGGUCACUCGGUGCUGAUGCCGGGCUUUUGAAUUUUCUUCGGGAGUUCUCUCAGCAAACCAUAUCAAGGACACAUGAAAUUGAGAAACAACUGGAUGGGCUCAUUCGCGAAGCAAAGGCCACAGACUGUCGCCUACACAAUGUUUUUAAUGAUUUUCUUAUGUUAUCUAACACUCAGUUCAUAGAAAAUAGAGUGUAUGAUGAAGAGGUUGAAGAUCACGUUGUUAAGGCAGACGCUGGGAACAAACCUGAACAGGAGAAAACCCGGGAGCAGAAGGAGGCAGAGCUGAUCCCAAAAAUACAGGAAGCUGUAAACUAUGGACUGCAAGUACUGGAAAAUGCUUUUGAGCAACUGGAUAUAAAAGCAGGGAAUUCUGACUCGGAGGAAGAAGAAGUUAAUGAACGAGUGGACCUUAUACUAGAGCCAAAGGAUCUUUAUAUAGACAGGCCUCUGCCUUUAUUAAUUGGGUCACAGCAAUUUAUGCAGCAAGAAGAUGUUGGUCUAGGAGAUCUCUCAAGUGAAGAAGGAUCGGUGGACAAUGAUCGGGGGAGCAUUAUUGACAGUGAAGAUGAAAAAGAAGAUGAGGAAUCAGAAGAUGAAUUUGACAACAAUUCUGAGGAGGAAAAGAAACUGCACUCUGCAUUGAGUGAUGAAGAUGAAGAUAAUGGCUCAGAUCUGUUUGGUGAUUCUGACAAAGAAGAAGAAGAAGAAGAAGAGGAGGAAGACAAUAAAACUACUAAGACAAGAACAAGAUCUUUUGCUGAUGAACUGGCUGCUCGCAUACAAAGCGAUAUCCCCAGGACACAGGAAUCUGAUCAGUCAUCUGUAGCGUCUUUGGAAGUGAAAAACAAGAAAGAAAAAGAUAAGAAAGAAGUGAAAAAACUCCCCUCUGAUGAUGAAGAGGAUGAUUUUUUUAAACCACCCAAGCUUACUGAUGAAGAUUUCUCACCUUUCGGCAGUAAAGGAGGACUUUUCAGUGGUGGAAAGGGGCUUUUUGAUGACGAUGACGACGAGGGCGAUAUCUUUGCUGAUGUCCAGAAGAAGGAAGUCAAGAAAACAGAACCGAGUCCAUUGAUAAAUUCAGAGACCACAAAGGUGAAAAAGAAGCCACCUGUUGGCGGGGUCUCACUUUUCCCAGGUGGGGAGAACGUGAUUGGUUCCUCAAUCCUGGCUGAAAAGGAUAAAAACAAAUCACUGACUCCUACAUUAGAUGUUGCUCCCAAACCUCCACCAAGCUCAAGUCUAUUUGCUGAUGAUGAAGAUGGACUAUUUGGCUCACCCAAUACACAUACAAGUAAACCAGAGAGAAGUCAACCAACAUCCGAUCUGUUUGCGGACGAUGAUGAUUUGUUUCAAGACAAACCCUCUGCGCCUAUUGUUGCAAAAAACAAAGUUAAAGAGAAUGAUUCAGCUAAGGAGAACAAUAUAGAAAGCAAGAACCAUGAAGUGCCUGUCGAAAAAUCGAAGCCCCUUGAAUCUUCAAUGAAAAAACAAACCAAAGGGCUCUUUUCCGAUGAGGAUGAUUCUGAGUCGGAUCUGUUUUCUCCCGUUCAAAGUUCCAGUAAGAGCAAAAGCGCCGUCUUACCAGCAGCAAAAACAGCCUUGUCUCUUUUUGAUGAUGAAGAAGAGGAUUUGUUCGCUUCUGUACCAGAUAAGAAGCAAACAGUUACUGUCAAAAAGCCAGCACUUCCAGCCAAGUUAGCUUCUGAGGAGAACGCUCCAAAAUCCGGCCUCUUCAGCAGCGAUGAAGAGGAUCCCAUCGGAACUUCAAAUCAAACAAAUGCAAAAGAUGCAGCAAAAAUAAAGAGGGAAGAGCCAUCGGGAAAGAAGACGACAACUUUGUUUGAUGACACAGAAGAUCUUUUUGCAAUCACAAAAGAUAGCGAAAAGAAAAAUAAUCGUGUUUCAUUGUUAUUUGAAGAUGACAAUGAAGGAUCUUUAUUUUCUUCAGUAUCUAUACCUGCUGCUCCUACAAGCCAAACUCCCCUAAGCCCUAAAGUAAGUCUGGAAGAAUCUAAAGAUGCUGUACCCAAUAAGCUUGCACAUAGCUCUAAGAAGGAAUCUUUGUUAGAUAAACCGAAGAAAACAACAGAGGUUAAAAAAUCAGAACCUGAACCACCAUUAAGUGGCUCUGAGAACAAGGAACCAUUGCAGGAAAGUGAAAAGGUGAAACAAUCUGCUUUCACAGAGCCCAGAGAAGAUAACUUCUUUGCAACAUCCCCUCCAGUUGAUAAACAUGGAAAAAUCAAAAGUAAAAAUGUGCUAAGUCUCUUUGAUGAUGAAGAGGACAACGGCUUUGAAAAUCAUACAGAGAAAAGUAUUACACAAAGAGAACCUGGAAAGGCUUCCUCUGAGACGAGCUCCCACACAAAGAGCACAGGAGUGUUUCAAGAUGAAGAACUUCUGUUUAGCCAAGAAUUACAGAAAGACAAUGACCCUGAUGUGGACCUGUUUGCUAGCUCUAAAAAGCCACCGUCUGAAAAAUCAAGCCAUGCAAAACCAUCAGCUGGAAUGGGCUUGUUUGGAGAUGAGGAGGAAGAUGAUCUUUUCAGUACGGCUAAACCCAAAAAGGCUCCGAAAGUGCCAGAGAAGAAACCUAUGAACAUAAAGGAUAGAGCUGAUAUCCCUAAAGAACCCCCCAAAGCAACUGAAGUGAAAGAAGCUAAUAUUUUAAGGAAAGAAAAUGCAGAGUGUCCCACAGAUUCUGUCUCAGUAAAAUCAAAGGGUCCCUCCUCUCGGAUUGGGAAACUACAAGCAAAUCUGCAUAUUAACCCAGCUGCAAUGUUACCAGGGGCAGUCCCCAAAUUCCCAGGAAUCAGGCCUGCCUUUGUAGGCAUUUCACUGUCACCUCAUGCAGAUACAACAGAGAGCAGCACUUCACCCACUGCUAGUACUGGAAUAGAAGGUGUCAGCUUUGAAAGCCCAGUGCAGAUUGAUACUCUACAUAGCGCAAAUAAGACAAGACCCAAGAAUGCCAGAAGGCGGCCACCUACAAGAAUGGGCAGAAAACUUUCAUCACAAGACUCUGGUGAGACAGAAGACCACUCUGGAGUUGCACCCACCUCAAAUAUGGCUGAUGCAACGCCUGCAUUGGGACCAUCUAACUCACACCAGCAAUUAGAUCCAACUAUUUCUACAAUGAAGCUGUCAUUGUCAGAGAAUGAUGUACAGUCCAGAGCGAACACAAAAGUCACAGCAAAGCCUCUAACACCCGACAUAAAUGACUUGUUUGGGUCUGAUCUUUUUGCAAAAAGUUUAUUACCCACCCCUGAUGCCUCCAGAAAGCAAGACCAUCCUCCUGAUAACUCAUUCACCAACAAGCCUGGGCUGGGGGCUGAAAAGAAAUCCUCUGCUUUGGUGAUAGACGCUGAGAACAGCGAUGAUGAUCUUUUUCAGACAGUUAAACACAAGUCUGUAAAAUCACCCAAACCAGCCUCAGUAAUGAAUAGUGAAGCCAGAGAUGACCUUUUCGGAGCUUCAAAACCCCAGAAGAAAGUGGAUAUAAAGACCGUCCAGCCCAAAGAAGCAAAGUCAAAGGCCAGCAAUAUAUUUGAGGAUGACAUAUUUGCAACCGAAGUAGUAAAACCAGUUAAAAAAACAAAAGAAAAGAAACAGCCAUCGGAAUCCAAUCUCUUUGACGAGCAUGUCGAUAUAUUUGCUGAUCUGACACAAAAAGGUAAAGAGAAGAAAUCUAAGAAGAAGGUGGAGCCCAAAUCAAUAUUUGAUGAUGAUAUGGAUGACAUAUUUGCAUCAGGAAGUGUAAAAAAUACCAAGCAAAAAGCGAAGCCCAGUGAAGCAUCAGUAGAAGUGAAACCCGAGAGCAAAGUUUCCAGCAUUUUUGAUGAUCCUUUAAAUGUUUUCAGCAAAUAAACCAGCAAGUACAAACUCCAGUUGAGACUGUUUGCACUGAGCGAUAUAAAGGACUUGUGAGCAUUACACCUAUUACUCAAGCAAAAAAAAAAAAAGAAGCAUUUUGUGGACAUGUGCAGAUUCUCCAUUUUUAAAGCUUUUUUUUCUCUUUUCUGUGCCAAACAUGCUCUUAAACAUGCUCUGUUGCGACCAAAGCUAAAAAUGUACCCUAAUUGAAAUGAUCAUGAAUGACCACUUUUGUCUGGGCAUGAUAUAUAAUAUCUGGGCAUACAUGACUGUACCCAGGGUUUAAUAGCUUAGUGAUUUAACCAAAGAGCAUGGUAUAAGUAUUCAUGUUCUGUCAUAACUUUGUUCAUAGCCAGAAAUAAAAAAGCAUCAUCUGAA